Molecule: messenger RNA, 1387 nt
Organism: Trichoderma asperellum CBS 433.97
Lineage: Eukaryota; Fungi; Ascomycota; Sordariomycetes; Hypocreales; Hypocreaceae
Cellular component (GO): prospore membrane; lipid droplet; ascospore wall
Source: RefSeq, a predicted model, not a curated record
CUUCGAAACCGAGAGAGCUCCAGUUGGCGAGAUAAUCUGCGUUUAGGCCAUACAGCAUCAGAAUUCCAUUGCAUCUCCGGUUUUCGGCCAGAAUCAAGAUCUUGCCAGAUCUCGGGAUUUUUUUUAGAAAGCGUCCCCCAAAACGGGAUAUCCUAGCGCUAGCGUGACAGCUCAAUGCCUGAAUCUGACCACAAGCUGCGGAAUCGCGUCGUCGAUUCGAUCAGCAGGAGGGCCGAAAAUGCUCUCACGGAGGAUUAUGGCAAGGCGAGGGCAAUGGCCACCGACGCCGUCCAGAGCCGGGCAUAUCUCUAUCCCAUAAAGGGCAUCUUUUACUUCAUCGCCCACCGCAGCUUAUGGCAGCCGUUGCUCGACCGAGUUGUUCCUUAUGGCACGCUCACAGCCUCUGUGAUUGGCGCCAUGUUUGUCAUUACCUACCUUCCUCAGCUCGCUGUCAUGGCGCUUUUCAACGGCCCAUUAGCAGUGUACUCGACAGUCCUCCUCACGCUGAAUGAAAGUUCCAUCAUCAUUCACAUGAUAUCUCGCACCUGGCUGCUCCAAGAAUCUCUCAUGGACACUUUUGAUGGCACACUGGUUGCCAGAAACGCCACGGCCGUCGUCCAGCAAGGCCGAGAAGUCCAUGCUGGUAGUGACCCUAUGAAGAAGCUUGGAAAGGUAUUUAAGAAGCGAUUUGAGAAAUUGAGUCUCACGGCCAUGAUUCGAUAUGUCAUGUAUCUGCCUCUAAACUUCAUCCCUGUCGUGGGCACCGCAGCUUUUAUUUUUCUCCAUGGAAAACAUAGAGGGAACAUUGUACACAGCCGAUAUUUCCAGCUCAAGAACUGGUCUGAUUCACAGAGGGCACAAUGGAUCCAUACCCAUAGUGGUGCCUAUGCGUCCUUUGGUGUUGUCGCCACCCUUCUGGAGAUGAUCCCCGUGGUGUCUGUGUUCUUCUCCUACACAAAUACCGUCGGUGCUGCUCUUUGGGCUGCUGAUAUCGAGUCACAAAAUAACCCCAUGGUUAAAGAAACUGCUCCAAAGCUAAGACAAGCUGCAGCCGAUAGCUUUGAGUGAGCUAUGUUUCAUCCCCCGGCCGAUUAGGACUUUGCAAAGAUGAUGCCAAUGAACAACCAAGCUCACGGAACAGGGGUCAUUACGAUGUUUGCUAUCGCGCAAUCAGUUAGCUUUGUUUAUUUUCUAGUCACGAUUGAAACGCGGCAGGAUCUUCUAUUUAUGGAUAUUUCGGGAACACCCGUACUCCUUGACGGGGCUGAACCUGGCAACGUAGAUGAUUAGCUUGUAAAUUGAAGCGACUAGAUUUCGGUUUUUUAUGAGACAAAUCCUCAUUAGCACCAGUCCCACGGAUAUUUUCAACCAAGACUGUACCUCUUCU